Messenger RNA from Oppiella nova, 567 nucleotides. Lineage: Eukaryota; Metazoa; Arthropoda; Arachnida; Sarcoptiformes; Oppiidae. The record is from the annotation of a GenBank genome assembly.
AUGUAUUCGCUCGCCGAAGACAACACCUCAAGAUCCCUGUCCAACGGCCAGUCCCUAACUUUACACCCGUUCAAAGUGGUACUACUGGGCGCACCGGGAGUGGGAAAGACAUCCCUCAUGGGUCGAUACAUGAAAGGCGAGUAUAAAGUCCAUCGACUCUCGACUACCUGUGCCGACAGUAUGACCCGUACGGCCUGUCUGGACGACUCGCGCGUGCGACUGGAGCUCUGGGACACUCCCGGUGCCGAUUGGCACCGACACCUCCUACCCAUGUAUUACGACAGAUGUCACGCAGCGGUCGUAGUGUACGAUACGACUGUCCGCCGGACGUAUAACUCGGCGAAGGCUAUGGUGGCGGAGCUGAAGCGCCGGUGCUCUCACGAGAUUAUGAUCGCACUGGCGGGCAAUAAAGUGGAUUUAGUGGACAGUCGUGUUGUGGGGGAACUGGAGGUCGAGAAGUACGUGAGAGAUAAUGGACUCAUAUAUGCGGAGACAUCGGCUAAAAGUGGUCUCAAUCUGAACGGACUGUUCGUUGCGAUGGUUAAGCAGUUGCCUGAGUGUGACUGA